AUGAUAUUAUUUAUCCCGGAGCAUUUCUGGGUGUCAAUAAUAAAGUUUUAUGUGGACUAUCAUUUCCUAAUUGGAAAUACAAAAGUUAUUGGACUUAGGUGGAAAUUCUUUAAACGGUUGUCACUUUCAUAUAAGACCUGGAUGUUGUUUGUGAUGUCGAUAGCUUUGUUAAUAAAAAUGCCCGAAGCUUAUGCUUUAAAUGUUACUGUGAAAAGUACCAUGAUGUCAUUGACAUCGUCUUAUGAUGAUUCCGCUGCUGUGGGUGAAAGUCUGCCUACGGCUAAUGUUGUCAACUCAAUGAAAGGAAAGAAGCCAAUUUCCAUACCGGAAAAUGAGGUCAUAACGACUGAAGACACUGAAGAUUAUUUAGAAGAAGAUUCGGAAGAAGACUACAAUGACUUGAUGAGAAAAGACAACAUGACAGGAAAUGGGAUGCUUGUUGGAAGCAAAUGUGAAUUCACGUGUGACAAGCGUCUUCAUCACGUGUUUUGUAAUCCCAUUUCUAACAAAUGUGAAUGUGAAAAGAAUUAUCCAGUUAAGAUAGGUCCUCGGAAAGGCUGUGCAAAACCCAAGAAACUCGGCGAACAAUGCUUUUACGAUCUAACGUGUCUUUAUAACGAUGAGAAUUCCGUUUGUAUGCAAAUAAAUCACAAUGCGAUUUGUCAAUGUAAGGAGAAUUUUCAUGUUGUAACACAUUCAAAGCCUACAAGGCGCACCUUUUGUACGCAAGAAAAGAAAACUCAUUUGAGUUGCAAACAACAACAUAUUGUGUGGGGGAGGGUUGAAGAAGAUUUUGCAAGCUUGAUUAAUGAUAAACAUAAAAUUUCAGAUUUAUCAGUAAUCGCAUCAGAUUUGCCAACUCUCUUGGGUGUCACAACUGGUAUUGCUGUGCUUGCUGGUUUAAUUUGUAUGGUUUUGCAUUUAUUCAGUAAAACGAAAUAUCCGCGAACACGUCAUUUUGCUGAUGCACAUUCAGGACCGCCAGUGAUGUUUGCGAGAAUUCCUUUGACAAUACAAUCCAAUCGGCCAUCAUCACGAUCCAGUCAACGAUCGUCAGGUUCAAUUGGUUCAUAUGCACGUCGAUCAUCAGGUGCACUUCAUUCGAAAGGAGUUCAAAUGUCACAAUCUCGACAAGGUGCGGCUCGAUCAGCUGCCAUAUUGCUAUACUCAUAUCAUUUAAAUGCUCUGAAAGAUCAAACAUCAUCUUCCCAAUAUAUUAAACCAUGUCUUUCCAAUGAACUCAUGGCCAAGUACAUUGAACAACAGUUGGAAGAUCAAAAAAAAUUACUCUAUUUAGAUAUUCCAGCAUUGCGCAAUCAUAAAAGUCUCAUGCAAAAAUUAGGAUUAAAUCCCCGUUCUGAAAUUGAUCUUACACAAUUAGAAUCGCAAGCGAUAAGCGAAAGUCCAUUGCACAAGAAAUUAAAGCGGAGUUUAUUUAAACAAUUAGCUCCGAUAGUGAGAAAAGAUGUCACCGAGGCUGAUGCGGAUGAGAGAUCAGGUGUAGAUGGUAUAUUUGUUAAUAAGAGCACGGAGUCUGGUUGUUUAAAUGGCAGUCGAAGACCUAGCAUAGCCAGUGUCCACAGUACAACCUCAUCAAUUCGCAGUUACUCAAGUCGUCGAUUUGAGCAAGAGCUUCGUGACAAAGAACUGAGGCAAGAGAUGAAGAAACAAUUAUGUCGACUUCAGGAACAGCAGCAAUUACAAAAACUCAGACCAACGAUAAUUAUUGGUGACGCUUCCAUACCAUUCACAGUCUCAAAGCAAAUUCAGAUGCCAUCGACAAGUCCACACAUUUUAACGCCGAAUUCCACUGAUGAACUUUUACCAUCAGUUGAAGAAAAUGACGAAUUUUCACCUCAAUUUGAUCGAAAAAAUCAACCAUGAUGACGAACUGAUUGUUGGCUUACGGACCCAUUCAACUAAUAAUAUAAUUAAUAAUUACUAACUGAUAUUUGCUACAAUUUUCACUUGUCAAACAGAAAGAAUUCUUUCAAUCUGUAAUCGAAGAUAGUAUUAUAAAGUAUCUUGUUAAAUGUUGAUAAUUUUUAAGUAGACAUUAGGAAAAUACUUUUGGGAAACCAAAAUAGUGCAAGGAAAUAAAUUUUCCAAACUAAAAUUGACAUAGCCAGCAUCUUGCAUGGAUGGAUGAGCGGAAUUUUUGCCAAGCCUUAUCAGUAGCUUUUACUGUUAUCUUAAACGUAACUAGAUGAACCUGUCUUGACUAAAUAUUUAUUUCUAUGUUCAACUGAUUGGGAAAAAGAAGAAAAAUGUUAAUUGAAUGGAAAGAAAAUGUUUGUUUCAAAGUGUAAAACAGAAGAAAAAAUUAAAUCAUGUUAAAGUUUUCAAUGCGUUUCUGCUGAUUAAAAAAUACUUCACGACAGGAAAGCAGAAAAGCGGCGUUUGUUUGUUUUGUAGAUUUGCCAAGAUAAGCAAAAGAUUAGGGACAAAAUAUACAUAAUGUUGUAUCAGCAUUGAUAAAUAUUUGUUGUCAAAAACAUAAAAAAUAAAAAAAUGUUUAAACGGAAAGAAAUCAGAAAAAAACAUAAAAAUUUGUAUCGUGACUUGAAGACAAAUGCUCAGUUUGAAAUAAAGAAUAAAGAAGAACAAAACUAGGA
Molecule: messenger RNA, 2615 nt
Organism: Clunio marinus
Lineage: Eukaryota; Metazoa; Arthropoda; Insecta; Diptera; Chironomidae
Source: the annotation of a GenBank genome assembly